This is a messenger RNA of Drosophila suzukii, 1190 nucleotides long. RefSeq lists its product as uncharacterized. The record is from RefSeq and is a predicted model, not a curated record. NCBI's taxonomy places the organism in Eukaryota, Metazoa, Arthropoda, Insecta, Diptera, Drosophilidae.
AACUGUCAGUGCUUAAGUUCUGUUUUUAAGGCUCUAUCGUUCACAUCACCGGAACUGAAAGCAAAACUCCAAAUUUUCAGGACAGGGCAAACCCUCGAGGACCUCAAGCUCUAGUCUAAACUCAAAAAUGGCCGAAAAGAAACCCGAGGAGAAUAACAAAAGUUUGAAGAACACUGCCAGUAAUUCUUUAAACAUAUCAGAUCGCCUGGAAGCCCAUAAUCGCCAGCGGGAACAGAAUAAUGCCCUAUUUGCCCAACUUUUUGCCAGCUUGGAGGGUGAACAUCAGAAACUGAGGGAGUUGGAAGAGCGCCGAUCGAAGCUCAUUGAUGAAAUUAAGAAUCUGAGGGCUCUUCUUUUUGCCGAAAACAAAAAACUUCGGCAGACAAUGGCCCCCAUUCCUGGCAAUGCAAUUCCAGUGCCCAGUGGUAGUCCCAUAGCCAAAAAUCCCACCGAUACAUCAGGUGGUCCUACCACCUCGCUAAAAUCUGCUCGUUUGGAGCCCAGGGGUUCCACUAAAUCGGUGACAAUUGCCGAACCACCAGAAAGAAGUCUAACCAUCAACGAAAGACCCAGGGCAAAUAGUUCCCAGAGUUUGCAGAAAAAGGGAAAUCGGCGAAAUCUUAAACCUUCGUUAAAGAAAACUAAACAUAGGAAGCCCUUAGAUAAUACAUCCAAUACCCGAGAGGAUUUGUUAGACGAGCUCGGUGAAUCCGCACUAUCUAUUUCCGUGGGCUCCAAUUUGCAAACUCUGGUGCAAGAAAGAUCAAAUUUUGAGGAUCGAGAAGAUAUAGACGAAGUGGCGGUACCCCUUCCGGAACUUUUUACCCUUAUGGAUUCCCAAUUUGCAGGCACAACUCCUGCUAUUUUACCAAGUAAUCCAGACACCACCAAUGAUUCAAACGUUUCCGAAGAUAUUUUAAACCCCGAUCAAGAUCCAAAUUUUUAUCUGCCAAGUGCUAGAUCUUUAUUCGGGGACUUAAUAGGAACUGCGUCCGCCCCUUUAAUCAUGGAUUUGCCAGGAAUAUCACUGGAAUUACCUCCAUUUGGCAUUGCCGAAUGUUCAGCUAAUGUGGGGGAAGUCGAUGAUAAUGAACCCGAAAAGAAAACGGAUUAAGGACCUCCUAACUUUUAAGACCUACGAAACUUGGAACUAAAACUUUUACUUGAUCUGGCCACAUUAUUUCACUAAA